GGUGUGCAGAGGAUAACAGUCGUCCCCAUAGAGACAGGCUCCUACAACACCGUUAGAUCCGCUAGUCCUCCCUCAGAAGCGAUGACAGCCUUAAUAUGAAACAGCCGGCUAUCGGACAUUAAUCAUUUCCUCGAAAACAGACUCCCGGAUGUUUGCCAAACAGAUUUUUUAUUAUUGGAUUAACGACCAUCAGCCGGCAGCCGCAGCUUUAUCCUGAGAGGCCGGAGGUUUGUGUCUCUCUGCAGGGAGGAGUCCUCUUGUUAUUUCACCGCUCGCUGAAGCCAGGCCAGCAUGUCGGCGUUUUAACAACCACCUCUCAAACACAAAGCUGCAGAGAGCAAACCCAAUGCGCUCUUAAAGGAUGGAUGUGGAGGUGAGUGCUGGCAGGGACAGCACCUGGAGGAGAGCAGCAGCAGCAGCAGCAGAUGAUGAUGCGGGUGGAGGAGGCAUGGAGGCUCAGGUCGUACCGCCGGAGCUCUACGACUCUGCAAGAGCCAAAAUAGACGCAAAUCUCCGCUGGUUGUUUGCCAAAGCUUACGGUAUAGAUCACAUCCCUACAGACCUGCGGAACCCCUUCUAUACCGACCAGUAUGAGCAGGAGCACAUCAAGCCCCCCAUCAUCCGCCUGCUGCUGUCCGGGGAGCUCUACUGCCGGGUGUGUGGGCUCAUCCUGCACGCCGAGCAGGCCGCCUCACUCCAAAGCCACCAGUCUGUCAUCCAGGUCCUGUCCAGGAAAGGCAUCUACGUCCUGGAGACGGACAACACGCCUGUCUCUGAUCUGGACCUCAGCUCGACUCCCAUCAAGAUGAUCUCCCACGUCCACCUCAUCGAUGCCCUGAUGAUGGCCUAUAUGGUGGAGAUGAUCAGCAUCGAGAAGGUGGUGUCCAGCGUCAAGCGCUUUUCCAACUUCAGUGCCUCCAAGGACUUGCCUUUUCACCUGGAAGACGCAAUGGUCUUUUGGAUCAACAAGGUGAACAUAAAGAUGAGGGAGAUCAUCGAAAAAGAGCUGAAAAUGAAGCAACAUUUGCUGGAGUCGCCCAGUCACCAGAAGUCUCCCUCCAAAUGGUACUGGAAGCUUGUACCUGUGCGUUACCGCAGAGAUCACCUGUCGGGUCGGGCACUUCAGCACUUCCCUCUGUUGGAUGACCUGCUGAAGGACGUGUGUGACGGCACAGCUCUGCUGGCUGUGAUCCACUUCUAUUGCCCAGAACUCAUUCGACUGGAAGAUAUCUGUCUGAAGGAGGUCCCCUCCAUAGCAGACAGUAUGUACAACAUCCAGCUACUACAAGAGUUCUCUCAUGAAUACCUGAACAAAUGCUUCUAUCUGAAGCCCGAGGACAUGUUGUAUUCUCCACCGGUACUAAAGAACAACGUCAUGGUCUUCAUUGCUGAGCUCUUCUGGUGGUUUGAGAUCGUGAAGCCAGACUUUGUGCAGCCCAGGGACCUUCAUGAAAUCAGAGACGUGAGAUUGCUGCUGCAGCCCAAGACUUCUCGAUCCCAUAUUCCCAUCUCCAACGUCACCAAACGUAGUUUCCUGGCAUCAUCAAACUCUGCAGACAUCUUGACUACAUCGUCCCAGAGUCCCGACCUCAGCAGUAAACCAGGCUCCCUCAGCCCAUCUCACUCUUUACUGCCGCUGAGACAAAGACAACAGAAAAUGACUGAGGAGAGCACUUCAGGACUGAGAAAUAGGUCCAACUCUCUGACACGUGAUGGGCAGCAUCAGGGCUCAAUACUGGCCUGGCCAGAGAGGAGGCAGAGGCCUUUAUCCCAGCCGGUGCCCUACGCCUUGCAUUGUCCCCUGGAGGACGACGCAGACAGUAUUAGCCUCGCUCGCUCCAUCAGCAAAGACAGCCUGGCCUCCAAUAUAAUGACCCCCAAACACAUGCUGUGUCCUCAACUGCCUCAACACAGGCUAAGUGGUCAAAGCCUGCUUAGUCACAUGCGCAUAGAGGACGAGGAAGAGGAAAUGGAAGAGGAGGAACUUGUUGCUGUAAUCCACCCUUCUGCAUUUUCUCGAUGUCGACUUGGGAGUGACAUGGAGCAGGAUGAGCUGGAAAUCCCAAGUGCAACAUCCACCUCAAGGGUUUCCAAUACUCGUUGCUCUCCCCGCCUGGAAGCGGGUCUCUUUCUUCUGGACCACCCGGCAGACAGCUACUAUCUGGAGCCUUUGAUGCCUGCCAUCCCUAAGCCAGCCAAAGAGAAGAGCAUCAGCCUGAACAAGGAGGAGGAGAGUGGUGAGAGUCGCUGUAAAGCGACAGCGACUGCUAGGAAAGCAGCCAUUAAUGUCCCAAGCACCUCACAGAGGAAAGCCCCUGCGGCGGAGUUAAACAGAAGUACCUUUAUCCCCAUACCUGUGUCAGAAUCAGUCCCCAGCUCUCUCAGGCCACCCACAGAGGGGUCGGCAGGCAUCUCUCAGUCUGAGAAGAAGCAGUCCCCAGGCUUUUUCCUUCAUUUGUCCGGAGAGACAGACUGCCACACUCCUUCCUCCACCACGCUUGAAAUAGGGCAUGACUCCGACUCUGACAUCGCAGACCUCGAGGAAGACGAGGAGGAGGACGAUCAGAUGGAGCUGACUAAAGAAGUCGUGAGGAGAGAAAAGGGACAAUUCUUAGAGGACGGAGAGGUGUGUGAAUUUGCAGAGGGUGAGUCAGCCAAACUGAGAGAAGACUCGAAGGUUAGUGAGCGGGACGAUAAGGAAGGCGGCAGUGGACGCUCAAGCCCUUGCCUCAGCACCAUAUCGUGGGCGAGCAGCUGCAGCGCUACAUGCAGCACCAGUGUCAAGAUGACCAGCUUUGCAGAGAGAAAGCUCCUUAAACUUGGCCUCCGUGACGGAUUCUCAAGCACCAGCAGUUCUCAGAAGACCACACCAGAUGGUUCUGAGGUUGCCCCCUGCUCCCCCUGGCAAGUGAGGAGUGACGGCACCUCUAGCUGGCUAGGAAAGGAGCCUAGUUCUGUUUUGGGGAAGAAUUUGGUGGUGAGUGCCCCAGUAGUGCCUUCAGAGCUGCUGCAACUUCACAUGCAGCUGGAAGAGCAAAGACGAGCCAUUGAGUAUCAGAAGAAGAAGAUGGAGACCCUAUCAGCACGGCAGCGACUAAAGCUAGGGAAAGCUGCGUUCUUGAACAUCGUAAAGAAGGGUGGAGGGAAGAGUGACACACUUCCCCUGCCUCUGAGACACUCACAGCUAUCCUCAGAGCUAACUGACAGGAGUAAAAUAAAGACCCAGUCGUGUAGGGAUGACUCCUGUCUUGAUGCUCUGAAGGUGCAGGCAAAGGCAGGUCAAACAGAGGCAGGCCAGAUGAACAGGAACAACAAGCUGUCCCAGGAUAAUGUGGCUGAACCGGACUUGAACGAGUGUUCCCACUCCAUAGAUCUUCUCAAUGAAGCUAUUAGUUCCAUCCAGCAGCAGAUGAUGCAGCUGUCUUUUCAGCAAAACCUGCUGAUGAAGCGCGUGGUGUCACCUCCAGAGCUGCCGACGAAGCGCGUGGUGUCACCUCCUGAACCUCCGAUGAAGCGCGUGGUGUCACCUCCUGAACCUCCGAUGAAGCGCGUGGUGUCACCUCCUGAACCUCCGAUGAAGCACGUGGUGUCACCUCCUGAACCUCCGAUGAAGCACGUGGUGUCACCUCCUGAACCUCCGAUGAAGUGCGUGGUGUCACCUCCAGAACGUGUUGAAUCAAGCGCUAGCACGACCCCCAACACAACAACACACUUCACAUCCUCUACCUCGGACUCCACAGCUUUUGCAGUUCACUUUGUAGACAUCAGUGGCAGCAACACUGCCCCUGCUCGACGUCCUCCCAAGCUUAGCUCGCAGCAACGCAGCAAGGCCUUGGAGCAAAAACAAAGUAAAGACAACAGCAAGAUGGCUUCUAUCAAGUCGUAUACUCAAUCCCUGGAGGGCAGAGAAAAUUCUGGUAGAUUCCAGGAGAGGAGUAUUGUUGAGAGCUUCAGACCAGAGAGAAGCAUUCAGAGAAAUGCCACCUUCAGAGUCUCGGAUGACCCCGACCAAGAGGGUGGAGAGGGAACCGGGUGCUUCUUUGACGGUACAUUGAAGUCUCCCUCACGGGCUGCAGCACAUGAGGAGAACACAAUUUCCAACUCAGGGAAAGAUGCUGUUGGUGGAGAUGAGAAUACAAGGGUCAAGGGUCAACUGAUCGAGGUGGACCUAUCAGAGCUUAAGGAUCCACUGGUGGAUGGCAGUGCAGACGUUACAGACUGCACGGCAGAAGGCGAGCAGAAGAAUGUGAUAGGUUUCUUCUUCAAGGAUGACGAGAAACCAGAAGAUGAAAUGGCGAAACGUCGUGCUGCCUUCCUCCUCAAGCUGCAACGCAAAGCUGAAGAGGCGAGACUACGCAAACAGCAUCACGAAGUCGAGAGUGAGCUCAAACGUGAUGAGACCAGGCGCAAGGCAGAAGAGGACCGUGUUCGCAAGGAGGAGGAGAAGGCGAGACGAGAGAUAAUUAAGCAGGAAUACCUGCGGAGGAAGCAGGAAUCGUUGCUGGAGGAGCAAGGUCUCGUCAAGCCUCGCCCACGCACUAAAUCCCGCAGGAGCAGACCUAAAUCCCUGCACCGUGCAGAGUCCAACAGCCUCUCCAAAGGAUCCACCACACGUGAUUCUCUGAAGAAGUCCAUGUUGAUCAAAGCCCAGGGCUCAGCAGCAGGCUGCAGGGAAGCUGAUCUGAGCUGCAGUCAUCGAGGAUCGACGCUCUCUUUGGCGACCGAGGCAGACAGCGUCAUCUCUGGAGGGGCGGAGUCUCAGAGGGCUGGAUCUGUGUGCUCCAUGGAGUCGUUCCCUAUGCUGAGCAGGGCGUCGAGCAGGAACAUGGAGAGGGACUGGGAGAACGGCUCGAUAGCCUCUUCCAUCACUUCAACCGAGUACAACGGUCCUAAACUCUUCAAGGAGCCGAGCUCCAAAUCCAACAAGCCAAUCAUCAUCAAUGCCAUUGCUCACUGCUGUCUGGCUGGAAAAGUGAAUGAGACCCAGAAGAAUGUUAUUCUGGAGGAGCUGGAAAAGUGCGAGUCCAAUCACCUGAUCGUCCUCUUCCGCGACGGUGGGUGCCAGUACCGUGGCAUUUACUCCUUCUUACCGGACACAGAGGAGAUCAUCAAGUUCACAGGCACGGGGCCGCGCUCUAUCGGCCGGAAGAUGAUCGACAAGCUCUACAAAUACAGCUCGGACCGCAAGCAGUUCAACGUCAUCCCCGCCAAGUCGGUGUCGGUCAGCGUGGACGCCCUGACCAUCCACAAUCAACUCUGGCACGUCAAGAGACCAGGGAGUGCACGGAGGAAGUGAGAACGAGGACACUUGGUGUAGUUUCUGUUCUAUCUACUCCUGUUGGGCAGGACCCAAUAAUCUGUGAGAAGGUGGAUAUGUGAUCGUGACUGACGUGUCUGACAAAGGGGUUAGAUGUUCUGAAGAAUGAAGAUGUCAGUCUGAAUGUUUAUUUUCUUUUAUCUCUUUAGGUUUUUACUCUGCAUGUCACACUUUUAAUUUGUGGGUACGUCCUAAAUGAAUUAGGCAAUAUUGAUGACGGACUGAUUCUAAUGUAGCAGUGAAGAGGAGAUGGACCCUCAAGUCGAAUACCACUGAAUCUACUUAACAGUAGCAAACAUACUACUGAUACCAAAUGCAACCACAGGCAGUGGUGAACAUUCACUUGAUAAUGCUAUUUCAGCUCGGCAAAAAAAUACCCUACUGCUGUGAUUAAUCCAGGCUGCGCACACAGAGCCCCUAUUAUUCACCAGUAACUCCUACUGGUCAGUGCUUUUUGAAGAUGGAACUAACUUUUUUUAAUGUAAGGAUGGAAUGGAUGUUAGUGAGUGGUAAUGUCCAGUCUCGUUUUCUAUUACGUGUGUUUGUGGGAAGUGCGCGAGUCUUUGUGUUAAGGAAGGGGAGAGCUGAACGCACCGCUCGUGCAUCCUGCUCUGGAUGUGUUCUCUCAACUCUCUCGAUUAUGCUUUAAAAACGGCAACAGAACUAUGGAGCCAAGCAACACUGUUUUUUUGUUUUGUUUGGGAGCUUUGUGCUGCUGAGACAGAAGAGAAAUAAAGUUUUACAGAAGGGGGAAUUGUACUAGUAUUUCAAACAGGAAGCGCUUUUCAGACUCAGUGCAUUAUACCUUUCUGUAGUGCAUUAUAUUGUAUUAACUUAAUUCUUAUAUUCCACCACUGAGAUCCCUGACUGGCUCAUGUUGCUGAACCAAAAUGAACCGAGCUGCGCCACCGAGCUGUUUGCUGCUCAUUACCGUCUCACUAGAUUCUAGUGAGACGUACGAUUUUAAUGUAGCUGCUGGCGCUCAACACUAGUCAUUUCCCCGUAGUGGCCGACUGUCAGCAGCUGGUGUGAUGUGGGGAGAACUGCACAAUACUUGAUAUUCGUUUGCUGCAUUUUGUACAUUUUUGAGUAGUAUUUUUUGUACGUCACGUACAAGUUAUGUUUACUAAAAAGCAGGCACUAUUUUGAGGUUUAUUCUGUUACAGGCUUUCAGAGAUGUUAUGAGUCUUAUUUCAUUGUGUUAUAUUUUAUGUUUAUUUAUUUUGAAGAGAUAUAAUAAAAUACAACUCGGUAUGUUUUCUGAUGAA
Messenger RNA from Anarrhichthys ocellatus (wolf-eel), 6585 nucleotides. RefSeq names its product calmodulin-regulated spectrin-associated protein 1-B-like. The transcript is spliced from 20 exons. NCBI's taxonomy places the organism in Eukaryota, Metazoa, Chordata, Actinopteri, Perciformes, Anarhichadidae. The coding region runs from base 362 to 5296 and encodes 1644 amino acids. Gene Ontology annotation, cellular component: microtubule minus-end. Gene Ontology annotation, molecular function: calmodulin binding; spectrin binding; microtubule minus-end binding. Gene Ontology annotation, biological process: negative regulation of microtubule depolymerization; cytoplasmic microtubule organization; neuron projection development. The record is from RefSeq and is a predicted model, not a curated record.